Trichogramma pretiosum is the source of this 1888-nucleotide messenger RNA. RefSeq names its product target of rapamycin complex subunit lst8 (gene Lst8). The record is from RefSeq and is a predicted model, not a curated record. The transcript is spliced from 2 exons. Gene Ontology annotation, cellular component: TORC1 complex; TORC2 complex. Gene Ontology annotation, biological process: TOR signaling; regulation of actin cytoskeleton organization. Bases 538 to 1569 code for a protein of 343 amino acids. Gene Ontology annotation, molecular function: protein binding. Lineage: Eukaryota; Metazoa; Arthropoda; Insecta; Hymenoptera; Trichogrammatidae.
AGAGAAAGAGAGAAAGAGUUGAGAGAGUGAGAUUUGCACUCUCUCGGAUGUUUGCGUGUGUAUAACCAGUACACUUGGCUAUACACACUACCUGCUAUGUAUAUGUUCGCUACGAGUUAUGUGUGUGCGUAAAUGUUAUGUAUACGAACAGUGCUUGCUGAGCUGCCAUACCGCCUGACAUUCCAUGCGCCGCCGACAUUUAGUUUAGUGUAUAAGGCAGGUAUCGUGAGCCUCCACAUUCUCUACUUGUCUCGGUCAUCUAGUUGUUGGUUUCUUCGUGCCGCCGCCGCCGCUGCUGCUACUGCUACUGUUGUUGUUGUUGUUUUUGUUUUCGUUUCAACUUCCAAGUCUGUUUCGCGUAUCUGUGUAAGUGUCUUGUGCCUUGGUCAGAUGGUCGCAGCACAUCUUUGGCUUCGUUUUUUCAAGUCUAAAGUAAUCAUUUUUCAAGUUGAACGGUUGAUCGAAUUAUAAGGUUAUAACGCACAUACCGGGCAGCGUGAGGGGGAGUGUGCGGUACAUAGUACACAAACCAUAACAAUGAGCACCGAGGUAAACAACGUGACAAGCAACAUUGCCGCGGCUGCUGCUGCUGCAGCCGCCACUUCUCCGUCUGCCAAUGUUACGCCCGCCAACGACCCGGUGAUUUUCGUCACAGGUGGUUACGAUCACACCAUCAAGAUAUGGCAAGCUCACAGUGGUAUUUGUCAACGGACCCUGCAACACAUCGAUUCGCAAGUCAAUGCGCUGGCCAUAACUCCGACGAAGCACAUUGUCGCCGCAGCUGGUUAUCAGCACAUUCGCAUGUACGAUCUCAACUCGACGAAUCCCAAUCCCAUCAUCAAUUACGAGGGCAUUUCUAAGAACGUCAGUACGCUCGGUUUUCAGGAGCAUGGUAAAUGGAUGUACACGGGCGGUGAAGACUGUUCUGCUAGAAUUUGGGACUUGAGAUCCAGUAAUUUUCAAUGUCAGAGAAUCUUUCAAGUGUCUGCUCCCGUCAAUUGCGUAGCACUGCAUCCUAAUCAAGCUGAAUUGAUAGUUGGAGACCAGAGUGGUGUCAUACAUUUGUGGGACCUGAGGUCCGAUCACAACGAACAGUUGAUACCAGAGACAGAAUCGUCUAUUCAAGAUGUAUCUAUUAAUGCUGAUGGUACCUACUUGGCCGCUGUAACAAACAAAGGGCACUGCUUUGUGUGGGCAUUGACUGGAGGAUCUGGUGAUGAAAAAACAAAACUAAAUCCUAGACACAGAAUUCAAGCUCAUAAAGGAUAUGGUCUCAAAUGUGAGUUUAGUCCUGAUUCAACAUUGCUUGUUACAACAUCUGCAGAUCAAACUGCACGAGUAUGGAAAACUGCUGACUUUUCAGAAACUCUUGUUCUUCAACAUGAAGCAAAACGUUGGGUUUGGGAUUUAGCUUUCAGUGCAGAUUCCCAAUACUUAUUUACCGCAUCAUCAGAUAGCAUUGCUAGACUUUGGUCUUUAACUACUGGAGAAGUUAAAAGAGAAUACCAGGGACAUCAAAAAGUUGUCUCUGCUCUUGCGUUUAGAGAUACCAUGAUUCCAGUUAGUUGAGAAAAUAAGUAAAUAUAAAUGUGAGAGAUGAAAUUCUUUCACUUGUGACCUGUAAUUUUGUACAGACUCAUUAUUUGUAUGUUGUUAAGAUAAUUGUUAAAUGUAAAACAAAUGGUGCCAUGCCUUUGGAUAUAGUGCUAUUACCAAAGUUAACUGUUCAGUUUCCCAAGACAAUGAUUGUACUGUCCAUUUAUAUAAUUUGUAUAAUGUGUUCAUUUUGUAAUGAAUGUUGAGUGCUAAUUAAGACUAAAAUUGACGAUCCAGGUGCAAAUUAUUGUGUAUAUUAAAUGCCUUAACCCAAUCAUGAAAAAAUUUGUUU